This is a messenger RNA of Acanthisitta chloris (rifleman), 1053 nucleotides long. It is a transcript of the gene DRAXIN, whose product is annotated as dorsal inhibitory axon guidance protein. The record is from RefSeq and is a predicted model, not a curated record. The transcript is spliced from 6 exons. Bases 1 to 1053 code for a protein of 350 amino acids. Gene Ontology annotation, cellular component: extracellular region. Lineage: Eukaryota; Metazoa; Chordata; Aves; Passeriformes; Acanthisittidae. Gene Ontology annotation, biological process: Wnt signaling pathway; axon guidance.
AUGGCAACUCCUUCCACCUUCUCCUCUCCUUUCUUUCUCCUGUGCGUGUUGGUUCUGUCUGACAUCAGUCUUGCAGUCUCCCUGAACCCUAGCACAAAGCUCAAAAAUGUCCCAGAGAACAACAACCACCUUCAAAAUCAAGAGGUGUGGCUACAGCAGCCCAAAAGUGGGCACCACCACAAGCAUGGCUUGGCCAAGAAGGAGAGGGUCCAUGCCAUGCCUUCGAGAGCACGUCUGGCCGGGGAAGAGGCUCUCAGGAUGGGCAGUGGAGCUUCAGCUGUGGAUGAGCUGGUGGCAGAGGGACAGCCAGCAGCCCUAAAACAGAAUAAGGAUGCGUUCCUGGGGUUUGAGUUCCCAUACCCCGAGAGGGAGAACCAGUCCCCAGGCUCUGAGAGAGUGAAGAAGCAGAAUCGAGAGCAUCGGCGCCACAGCCGCCGGGACAGGCUGAAACACCACCGAGGGAAGACUCCUGAUGCUGGGCCAAGCUCCCUGUACAAGAAACCUGAAAGCUUUGAAGAACAGUUUCAGAACCUCCAGGCAGAGGAAGCCACAAGUCUGACCCCCACCACGCUCAUCAUCACUGCACUGGACCUAGCUGUUUCCACAGAGGAGCCUCCUGUUCUUCCAGCCACCUCGCCACGGUCACAGGCUCGCCUCAGGCAAGAUGGGGAUGUGAUGCCCACCCUAGAUAUGGCACUCUUUGACUGGACAGAUUAUGAGGAUCUCAAACCAGAAAUGUGGCCGUCUGCUAAAAAGAAAGAAAAACGUCGCAGUAAGAGCCCCAGUGGUGGAAAUGAGACUGUGACAGCUGAAGAAGAGCCAUGUGAUCACCACCUUGACUGCCUCCCAGGUUCCUGCUGUGACUUGCGUGAACACCUCUGCAAACCACACAAUCGAGGCCUUAACAACAAGUGCUAUGAUGACUGUAUGUGCACUGAGGGGCUGCGCUGCUAUGCCAAAUUCCAUCGGAACCGAAGAGUGACCCGGAGGAAAGGGCGUUGUGUGGAGCCUGAGUCGGUCAACGGGGAGCAGGGAUCCUUCAUCAAUGUCUAG